AUGCUGAAAUCAACUAUAGUCGGUGACGAAUUCUUAAAUCACGACGACGUCGACGUGAGAGUUGCAGUCGCUGCCUGCCUCAGUGAGACGUUAAAGUUAACUAGUCCGGAUCCUCCUUAUCAUCAUGACACGUUGGAGGAUAUAUUCAGUUUGAUUGUAUCAUCAUUUAAGAAUCUAGAUGACAUGUCAAGCCCCUCCUAUGAGAAAAGAAUCUCCAUCCUUCAAUCUGUUAAUGAGGUCAACGCUUGGGCUGUCAUGGUCGGACUUGACUACUCACUUGUCGUCCCGCCUUCUUCAGCCGCUGAGCUUCUUAAGAUCCUUGAAAACAUUUCCAAGUGCCUGUUAAAGCUACAAAAAGCGGAGAUGGAACCGGAGUUUGACUUAUAUUGGUUCGUACUCUUUAAAUCGAUGAGAGUAUUAACCAAGGAAGAUAUCUUAAACCACGAAGACGUCGACGUGAGAGUUGCAGCCGCUGCCUGCCUCACUGAGGCCAUGUAUUUCACAUCUCCGCAUUUUCCUUUUACGCGUCAAGAGUUGAGGGAUGUAUUCAUUAUAAUGGCAUCAUCAUUUGAGGGGCUUGAUGACAUAUCUAGCCCCUCGUAUGAGAAAAGGAUAUACAUCCUUCGAAAUUUUGAUGAGCUCGACCUAUGGAGGAUUCCGGUUGGACUUUGUUAUUAUCAACCUCUUGCGAAGCUUCCUCAGACUUUCCUUACCACUAUAAGGGAGCAUCAUCCAAAGGAGGUAUUUGAAGCUAUGAGGGACAUGAUCAUAGGUGUUGUACCAUAUGUAACUGAUCAAGCGCUUACAACAAUUCUAACUUAUCUUAGAAAGGGUGCUGAGGUUCCCCAAGUAUCACGGAAGUUGGCAGAAGAAGCUCUCAGUAACUUUGAUAAGUUUAGCUAUACCUUGACCAACUUCAAAAAGAACCUGAUUCAUGCAGUGAUAUCUUCGGGUUUCUCUUUAGAAGAUUAUAGUGACAUAGUGGCUAAGAUUUGUGGAGGCAAACUACAAAUGUUUACGUUAUGGCCACUAAUCGGCUAG
Messenger RNA from Microthlaspi erraticum, 1041 nucleotides. The record is from the annotation of a GenBank genome assembly. NCBI's taxonomy places the organism in Eukaryota, Viridiplantae, Streptophyta, Magnoliopsida, Brassicales, Brassicaceae.